AUGGCUAGCCUCGCUGCAAACCUCAAUCUUUCAGACCGUGAAGCCAUCCCUGAUGCCCUCUACCGCAGCAUCAUCGGCCUUGACGCCAACGACAAAACCAUCUUUGAGUCAGCCUGGCACCAGGACGCCCAAUUCAUCUUUGACGGAACACCUCCUAUCGAGGGGCUUGCGGCCAUCCUGAACACCACCUUCCAGCUCAUUGGCGUCGGGCUCGACACGACUCACAUGGUGAGCAACGUCCGAAUUGACUUGAAGGACGGUGCAGACACUGCAAAGAUGACUGCCCAUGCUUUGGCUCAGCAUUAUCGCAAGGAUGAGGGAUGGAAGCCAGGGGCAGAGCGUUUCUUGACGGGCAACCUGUACUGGAUUGAUCUGAUCAAGGAUAAGAGUGAUGGGCUUUGGAAGAUGACAAAGUUUCACAUGAAGGCCAUUUGGGGUGAGGGAGAUGCAUCAAUCAUCGGACAGUAA
This is a messenger RNA of Fusarium vanettenii 77-13-4, 468 nucleotides long. RefSeq lists its product as uncharacterized. The coding region runs from base 1 to 468 and encodes 155 amino acids. The record is from RefSeq and is a predicted model, not a curated record. The transcript has a single exon. NCBI's taxonomy places the organism in Eukaryota, Fungi, Ascomycota, Sordariomycetes, Hypocreales, Nectriaceae.